Messenger RNA from Oncorhynchus masou masou (cherry salmon), 4746 nucleotides. Its product is annotated as E3 ubiquitin-protein ligase RNF166. The transcript is spliced from 6 exons. The coding region runs from base 603 to 1334 and encodes 243 amino acids. The record is from RefSeq and is a predicted model, not a curated record. Lineage: Eukaryota; Metazoa; Chordata; Actinopteri; Salmoniformes; Salmonidae. Gene Ontology annotation, molecular function: ubiquitin protein ligase activity. Gene Ontology annotation, biological process: protein polyubiquitination; ubiquitin-dependent protein catabolic process.
CUUUUUGUGGAUGUAUCACAUUAAUCAAUCUUGCAACACAUAUUUAAAAGAGAAAAGCACAACUGUAAUAACUUAAACAUUUUACAACACAAUGAAACAAUGUAUUGUGGGAGUGUAGUUUGAAGCAUCUGUAAACUGAGUUGGUGAUAUCGCGAACGAGACUUCAAUGACCAGAAACGUCCUCUUCUUUGCUGAAGCUGUACGGCUUGUUCGUGAGAGUCGCCCUGAACUAGCAGUUGUGGAAAUUCCCUGAUCUUUUAAUGAUCUGGAUAUAUUUUGGUUAGUUGUUUGUAAAUCAAAAUGAUUUGAAGAUCGAAUAAUUUGCUCAGCGCCCUGUUUUUGUCCUCUCGUCAACCAGCACUGUCUUGUAAUGUUUACUUCUUUCGUGCUUCGGCGUGUGCGCUUGUGUAGCGGACUGAUGUAGUGUUUAAUGUUGGCUAAAUUAUUUUACACAAACAAUACAUAGGUUGGAUAGCUUUAUUCAUACGAUUUAUUCACACGAAGCAUGUCCAUCGUGCACAAUCGAUGUAAAUAAUCGAUGUGAAUACUCCCAGGUAGUUACAGUUAUAGUCGAGAACGAAGUGCGAGCAAGAUCCUCGUUCAUGAUGGCGAUGUUUCGCAGUUUUGUGUCGGCUACUCAUCAGCUCAGGCAGCACCAACAAAACGGGGCAGCUGCGGCUGCCACUGGCGAGAGCCUCGAGAGCCAGUUCUCCUGCCCAAUUUGCCUGGAGGUGUAUCAUAAACCUGUCACCAUUGGAAGCUGUGCCCACACGUUCUGUGGGGAGUGUCUGCAGCCCUGUCUCCAGGUCACCUCUCCCCUCUGCCCUCUGUGCCGCAUGCCUUUUGACCCAAAGAUGGUGGACAAGUCCUCCAGUGUGGAGAAACAGCUGUCCAACUACAAGGCCCCCUGUCGGGGCUGCAGUAAGAAGGUGUCUCUGGUCAAAAUGAGGUCACACAUCUCCUCUUGCGCGAAGGUCCAGGAGCAGAUGGCCAACUGCCCAAAGUUUGUGCCUGUGGUCCCCACUUCACAGCCCAUUCCCAGCAAUAUUCCAAACCGCUCCACCUUCUCAUGUCCAUUCUGUGGCGCCCGCAAUCUGGAUCAACAGGAGCUGGUCAAACACUGUAUGGAGAACCACCGCAAUGAUCCCAACAAAGUGGUGUGUCCUGUAUGUUCAGCCAUGCCUUGGGGGGACCCCAGCUACAAGAGCUCCAACUUCCUCCAGCACCUCCUCCACCGGCACAAGUUCUCCUACGACACGUUUGUGGACUACAGCAUUGACGAGGAGUCAUCACUGCAGGCAGCCAUGGCCCUGUCCUGUCAAAUCAAAUGUUAAAGUGAGUGACCGUCUGACUCUGUCUUUGCAGGACUACAGUAUCGAUGAAGAGGCGGCACUACAGGCAGCCCUGGCUCUCUCCAUGGCAGAGAACUGAGAGUCCUCUGAGUCCCCCAUUCUGCUGUCUGGGGACGCACUUUCUUCCUGACACCCCACUAGGUCUCUUUCUUUCUCUGGAUCCACCCCAUAUCCAGCCCCCUCCACUGUCUCCUCACAGGGAGAGUUUGGAAGGACUUGGCCUCGACUCCCACUCUGGGAGAGCUACAGAGGGCUUAUCUCCUAACCCGUCCCUCUAUCUGGCCCUUCAUCCACUCUGCUCGCCUGCUUAACCCGUCAAUGCCCAUUACCAUUACAUCGUAUCCUCUCAGCCAGCAGCAGCCUCUUCACUUCCUGUAUACUGGGGAGGAAGGGAGCUUGGCCAAUAAAUGUUGCAAUUCAAAACCACUGCAAUGCAAAAAACAAUGAGUGCAGCAUGGACAUUGUUGUUAUUCUGCAGAAAGUAUGAAGGUUCCCAAAAAUAAUGUUUAAAGGUAUUUUCUUUUACUCUUUAUUUUUCACUGUUCAAAUUAAAUGUUUUCAAACUCCAGGAAAAAGCCAUCUCACGACACGUUCUGGUCAAAGUACCACAGAUUAGUUCUGUUAAAGUUUAUUCUCAAGUGCAUCAUUUGAUGGCUUUUUGAUUAAGAGGGACUACAGUUGAAUGGCUUGACCUCAUUCUCAGUGUGAUAAUCUUACCACUAGGUGACAGGCUAGACAUGACCAGUUGAGCACAGAGAGUGAGGUCAUUCUUACAUCCCCAUCACGACAACAACACACUAACAUUUGCAACGCGAACCAAAACAAACUAUCAAACUAUCCCCUUUUGUAUUCAGAGUUCUUGUGUAUACUUGCACUUGUCACAUUUUUCUACAUAAUUGAACGACAGAUUGUUCUCAUUUCACAGAUCAGAAACAUAAUUAUAGUACUGCAUUUAUUCUUCACACUGCUGUUCCUCUGCUGAUAUUUUUAUGAAGCACCAGACAAGAUAAAAUAUAUUUUUGGAAAAUGUUUCCGUUUUAAAUGGUGUACUAAUAAUAAGAAACAUGUUUAUUGGCGAUUUGUUUGUUGUUUUACCACCUUGUUAAAAGUACCCAUUGGUACUGUACUGCUGGCAUCAAACAGUUGCUUGCAGGAUUUUAGGGCCUAUGUGUAAUACACUGUCUCGAACACAAGAGGGCACCCCAGUCUCAAAAUAGGCCAGGCACAAGUCAAUAGUAAUUUAAAUCGGUGUUUCUCCAUCAGUUCAUAUCCAUGCACAGUAUUCUGUUUGGUUUAGUGUCCAGUUUUAUGUUAAUUAUUGUCUUGAACACCAAUGUUGGUCUGAUUAGUACAAUGCAAAUGUAAAAGUGUACAUUGCUACUCUACAGAAUCAGUGCAAUAUUCCUAGGCCAUUUACCUUCCAGGAUCCACACUGCUGCUGUCUCAGGGGGGUCUCCCCAAAACCUUUUGGACAGAGCUGUGAAAAUCUGUUUGAAUAUACCAUACACAUUCCAGUCCUGUUACAAUCAUUAUGUUCCAAUGGUUUGUUAAAGACAUCCACUUUCUGGUAGCACAGUAAUUAUUAAAGUUGGAUUUAAACAAAACUGUGCAGAACAGCUGCAUAUUCAAUCAUAUGAUAAAAUUGUCUUUAAAGACACUUUGCUUCAAUGGGAUACAAUUAUAAAAGUAUGUUGCCCCAAAGUAGAUGUUUAAAUUAUAAGCCAUGUUUGAGUAGUAGUGUACCCGUUGAGCUAGCAUUGAUCUGUGGAGAUUUAAGAUGAUGUUUUGGUUCACUCUGAUGGAUGCCUUAUAGGAAACUGGUUAGAUUGUAUAGCGCGCAAUGGAGGAAGAUAUUAUGUAUUGUGAUUAUUUGUUACUAGACUGACUAGUAGAAGUAUAAUGGUCUGUCCAUUUAUGUUUUUCCUUGUUUCUGAGGAGAACUGUACAUACGGUAGAGAAUGCAACAUUUAGGUUUUAGGUCCCUGUGGUAACAACGAAUGAGAAUGUAUUCGUUUUUUCAUACGUUAUAUAUUUUCCACGGGAAUUCAUUGAAAUAUUGCACUUUAAUUUAAAAAUAAAUAUUUAGAAAAAGGCCAGAAUUUUUUUCUUCUUUUUUUUUCUUCCCAAUAUGUACAUUUCAUGAUGGAUGAUAAUGUAAGUUGUGGCUGUUUUUGUGUAAGAGCAGAGGGAAUGUUAAGUAUUAUCUCAGUCAUAACAUGGUGAUGUUUUGAUGAACUGGGAUGGUACAGACAAUUUGUCUGUCGUUAAUAUUCUAUAGAUGAGUAUUUAUUGCAAAACCAACUGAGAAAACCAUCCCAGAUGUACAAAAGUGUGUCAAACAAAAUUUGACUCAGCUUAGUCAAAGCGUUCCUGGAGAUAAGGCAUCCUCAUUUGAUAGACAUCGACAUGUUAUAUUUUCGGUGUUUAAAUGUAUUGUACUGGUUGGUGGCACAGUAUUGACAGCUGUAGCCAUUAGAGAGAAACUCUCAUCACCAUGAGAAGUCCUCAGUUUCUUCUGGGGCAGCAAGGAAUUGUUACGCAUCUUUAAUUUCAUCAUUUAAUCAACCUUUUUUACUACCUAAUGAUGCUCUUUUUAUAAAUGUUUGUAAGGUAAAUGGUAUUGUAUGUUUAGAUCAGCGUUCAUGUGCACAGCUGUAGCCUAAUGUUGAUUUUGUAUGGAGUAUAUCUGAAAUGUAUACUUCUCACUCUUUGUGUACUGUUGCAUCCAUGCAUAAUGCCACUGUACUGUGCAUCAUCAUCCCAGAUGUCCUACUUGUGGUCAGAACCUUCCCAACCUCUGUAAAAUAAACUCAAUGUUGCAGGUCACACACUGAUAGACCACCUGCAACAAAGACAUACACCAAAAACAGUGACAGAAAAAAAAGGAAAUGAUUUUGUAUGAACUUUGUUAGGUCAUUUUUGUCAAGAGGUCCUUACUUACACUGUCUGUUCUGAUCUUGGUAAGGCUGACAGGAAAUAUACUUCCAUAAAGACUGGUAUCACGGCAAUCAGAGAAGACAGAGCCUGUGUCUCUGACUGUGUCCCCCAGGACUUGGCUGCCCUGGGAGUGUCAUGUAAUGUCACUCAGUCUAGACCCAGGCUGAUGUUGCCCUCCCUAGGUGGUCUGAGCUACAGUCACUUGAACCAGGAAGUUUCCUUCAGGCCCACUGUACCCUAGAGACCCACCAUGGGGAUUUGGCCCUACUGUCAGGGCCUGUGUGUGUUAAAUGUGAUUUAUGCAUUCUUGAAAAAUAGUAAUAAUACCAGUAAUAACAAUGGUUGAUUGUUAGCAUCAUCAUGUGGAUAUUUAAGUUAUAACACUGUUUGAACUUUAAGAUAUUGUAUUUGUAGCAGAUUUUUUUUCCCGCCUCAAUAAAAACACUGACCCAUCCCA